AUGUCGAUUGCCCCCGUCUCGCAGUUCUUCAUCCUGUCGCCGCGUGGAGACACCAUCAUUUCCAAGGACUACCGCGGCGAUGCAGUUGCGGGCACGACGGACACCUUCUUCCGAAAGGUAAAGUUCUGGGAAAGCGGAGACCCGCCGCCGUGCUUCACCAUCGACGGCGUCAACUACAUCUACGUCCGCAAGAACGGCCUCCUGUUUGCGGUGUCGACCCAGUGGAACGUGUCUCCAAGCAUGUUCCUCGAGCUCCUCAACCGCCUGGCCAAGGUUUUCAAGGAUUACUGUGGCGUCCUGUCGGAGGAAGCUAUCCGAAAAAACUUCAUCCUGGUGUACGAGCUGCUGGACGAAACCUUGGACUACGGGUACCCACAGGGCACCAGCACCGAGACGCUUCGGAAUCACGUCCGGAAUGAGCCGAUCUUGGUAGAUUCCGUCAAGUCCAUGCGGCUCCCUUCAGCCCUCAAGACGAAGACAGCGCCGUCAUCGUCUAUACAGAAGCCCGUGUCGGGGAGUGGGCAAAAGAACGGGUCUCAAAGGAACGAGAUAUUCGUCGACAUCCUCGAGAGAUUAAGCGUCCUGUUCAGCCAAAGCGGCCAGGUGGUCAACAGCUCCAUCGACGGGUGUAUACAGAUGAAGAGCUACCUCAGCGGAAACCCGGAGCUCCGAUUGGCCUUGAACGAGGACCUUGUGGUGGGGAAAGCGAACGCGGGAUCGAGCUUCGGGUCGGUGGUGUUGGACGACUGCAACUUCCACGAAUGCGCCAAGCUUGACGAGUUCGAGUCGAUGCGGCAGCUGAGCUUCACCCCUCCGGACGGAGAGUUCGUGCUGCUCAACUACCGCAUGAACGCCGAGUUCCGGUGCCCGUUCCGCCUGUUCCCGAGCAUCGGCGACAUAGACCCUUACAGGAUGGAGGUGGUUGUGAUCGUGCGGGCCGACAUGCCGGAGACCGCGGCGGGGACUAACGUGGUCGUGCGCUUGCCCAUGCCAAGGAACGCCGUCAGCGUCAGCUCGGAGGUGGAGUCGCGGGUCCCCGGGCAGACGGCGGAGUACAGCGCUAACGAGCACCGGGUGGUGUGGACGAUCAAGAAAUUCCAAGGGUCAUCGGAGCUGACCCUGAGAGCCAAGGUCACGCUCCCGAACGUGGUCAACGCCGCCAACCGAAAAGAGGUCGGGCCGGUGUCGAUGCAGUUCGAGAUCCCCAUGUACAACGUGAGCAACCUCCAAGUACGCUACCUCAAGAUUGCCGAGUUCGCCAAGUCGUACAACCCUUUCCGAUGGGUCCGAUACGUCACGCAGUCUUCGUCGUACGUUUGCCGAGUGUAGAAGAAUGGUUCUCGAGACCUCGCCAGCGCGAUGGCUCCGACUCUCUCUCGCGGAAAAAGAGGGCGAGGAAGGGCGACUACGAGGACGACGAGCGGAUGCUGGCUGGAGUUGUUGGCCCAACAAGACGACAAGGCGGAGGAUGAUGGGAAAGACUCACGGAGGAUUACUAGUCGUUGAUUUCAGCGACUAAAAUUACUUAUGGGCGCACGUCGGAGUCUUCCCGAGAAGGCCUGAGGCGGGUUAUUAAGCGUGUUUGGUGAUGCUUAUUACGUUCACACGGAUUCGGUCAACUCCGCGACAUGUGUGGCUCUCAAGAUUGAUAGAUCCGUGCUGAGCUAGACUGUAGCAUUCUAGCUCCGGACGAACAUGAUCCUCCGGGUGUUACGCAUACGUCUGUGCGCUGGAGCCGGUGGGAUCGGCGCGGGGCGGUGCUGCACUGUUCGCUCGGCCAUCUUUCUUUGGGCACAGUUUUGUCGUCUGUUUUUGUUUUUCCACAAGGCCGUCUUCUUUGACGAGGGGGAACCUCCUUAAGGGUGUUCGCCCUGCCAGCACAAGAUGCGCGGAAAUCCUUUGAAUGAGGCCUGUGAGCGAUUCUCUGAACUCUGCCGACUGAUCGUGAUCACAUCGAAAAAUCUCCAUCCCUUCCCG
This is a messenger RNA of Ectocarpus siliculosus, 1977 nucleotides long. Lineage: Eukaryota; Phaeophyceae; Ectocarpales; Ectocarpaceae. The record is from the annotation of a GenBank genome assembly.